Messenger RNA from Acanthosepion pharaonis, 633 nucleotides. NCBI's taxonomy places the organism in Eukaryota, Metazoa, Mollusca, Cephalopoda, Sepiida, Sepiidae. The record is from the annotation of a GenBank genome assembly.
AUGGAUAUCAUUGACGCUCUACAGUCUGGUUGCAUCUAUCUAUCUAUCUAUCUAUCUAUCUAUCUAUCUAUCUAUCUAUCUAUCUACAGCAUGGUUAAAUCUAUCUAUCUAUCAUCUAUAUCUAUCUAUCUAUCUAUCACAGCCUGGUUAACUCUAUCUAUCUAUCUAUCUAUCUAUCUAUCUAUCUAUCUAUCUACAGCCUGGUUAACUCUAUCUAUCUAUCUAUCUAUCUAUCUAUCUAUCUAUCUAUCUAUCUAUCUGCUGCUUUUGUUUACCAAUAUAACUUCAUAUUCACUCUGGACUUUCUGUCCGUUUGUUUGUUCACGGCUAUCGUUCAAUUUCUUCGGCCUAGUCCUGGCCACAAAGUAUCGCGAGUGUCGACUGGAACAGCCGUCCUCAGGGACAGGAGAAAAAGGCGGCCGGAUGUUCUGCAUUCAUUCGAGGCGCUUCUCAAUACGGCCAAUAUCAGCCAUCGAUUUUCGCCUCACUUCUAUUCACCCGGGUCUGUCGGCUUUUCCACUCAGACGUGCUCGACACUCAUGUCAAUACUUGUCCGUAGUUACCAUCGUUCAUUCAUUUUGUCCUUUUCGCAUUGCAAUCAUUCGAUUAGACGCCCCUGUCUCAUUCAAAUGA